Messenger RNA from Telopea speciosissima, 806 nucleotides. RefSeq names its product cyclin-C1-1-like. The transcript is spliced from 8 exons. Gene Ontology annotation, molecular function: cyclin-dependent protein serine/threonine kinase regulator activity. Bases 1 to 699 code for a protein of 232 amino acids. The record is from RefSeq and is a predicted model, not a curated record. Gene Ontology annotation, cellular component: nucleus; mediator complex. Gene Ontology annotation, biological process: positive regulation of transcription by RNA polymerase II. NCBI's taxonomy places the organism in Eukaryota, Viridiplantae, Streptophyta, Magnoliopsida, Proteales, Proteaceae.
AUGCAUGCGCUUGAUAGGGAAAGGGGCCUCACUCUUGAGGAUUUCAAGCUAAUUAAGAUGCAGAUGGCGAAUUAUAUUUGGAAGCUUGCGCUAAGUGUUAAAGUUCGACAAAGGGUGGUUGCUACUGCAGUUACUUAUAUGAGACGUGCCUACACAAGAAAGAGUAUGACAGAAUAUGAUCCACGUCUAGUGGCUCCAACCUGCUUGUACUUGGCAUCUAAAGCAGAAGAAAGCACAGUGCAGGCUAGACUUCUUGUAUUUUACAUCAAAAAAUUAUAUACAGAUGAAAAGUAUCGGUAUGAAAUCAAAGUUGAAAUCAAAGACAUCCUUGAGAUGGAAAUGAAGAUUUUAGAAGCUCUUGACUAUUAUUUGGUUGUUUACCAUCCUUACCGUUCUUUGUCUCAGUUACUCCAGGAUGCUAAUAUGACAGAUUUAACUCACUUAUCUUGGGGACUUGUCAAUGACACCUACAAGAUGGAUCUUAUUCUCAUCUAUCCACCGUACAUGAUUGCGUUAGCCUGCAUACACAUUGCAAGUGUACUCAAAGAAAAAGACUCCACUGCAUGGUUUGAAGAGCUCCGAGUUGAUAUGAAUGUGGUGAAGAACAUUUCAAUGGAGAUACUAGACUUCUAUGAUAGCCAAAAAAUGAUCCCGGAGGAGAGGGUGAAUGCUGUCCUUAACAAGCUAGCUUUAAAGUAAUUGGCCAAGCAGUUAUUUAAAGUUCAUUCAUGUCACUUUUUUUAAAAUGCUCGUAGAGAAGGCCAACUUAGUUGUCCACAUGACUGGUAUGAAAGGAAGGUGUCAGC